Molecule: messenger RNA, 1722 nt
Organism: Dovyalis caffra
Lineage: Eukaryota; Viridiplantae; Streptophyta; Magnoliopsida; Malpighiales; Salicaceae
Source: the annotation of a GenBank genome assembly
AUGGACGGUAGCAGCAGCGGAGGCGGAAACGGUUACAGAGUAGAAGCAGAGCGGUGGUUAUCUAUAUCAGAGAAACUCUUAGCUGCACGUGACUUGCACGGGGCUAAGAGCUUCGCGAUCCGAGCCCGAGAAUCCGACCCGAGACUCUAUGAAUUCGCCGAUCAAAUCAUCGCCGUCGCCGACACUCUCCUCGCCGGAGAGUUACGCGUUGAGAACAACCACCACUAUGAUUAUUAUACGAUUCUCCAACUCGGUCGGUUGACUCAGGAUCUCGAACUCAUUGCGAAUCAGUAUAGGAAACUCGCCUUGUUGCUCAAUCCGACGAGGAAUAGGCUGCUCUUCGCUGAUCAGGCAUUCAAGCUUGUGUCGGAGGCUUGGCUCGUGCUUUCGAAUCCUGCUAAGAAGGCAAUGUAUGAUCAUGAGUUGCAACUGAGUCAGCUCGGUCUUCUCGUGUCUCAACAACCGUCACCUCCACCAUUUCAACAUCAAGCGCCGUCUGCUCCUGAGCCGAUUCGGCCUGUUCCGCAGUUCACUAUGCCAAGACUGCCCGAGUCUACGAUUCGGUUCCCCACCCAGGCCAAACCCGUGGAGUCACCUAGGCCGCAAACUCAGCAGAGAAACCUGGAACCAACUUGGCGACAACCUCAGCAGAAGCCAACUCAGCAGCCUACCCAGCCGAAGGCCUCUACUGAGCCAACAAAGCAGUCAACUCCAUCUAAGACUCCCACUGAGCCAACUCGGCCAGAGGUGGUUAUUGGGUUAUCUCGAUCAGCUCCAAAGCCGAGUGUCACUGAUUCGACUCGGCAAGUGCCUAAGCCCGCAACCACCGCCACUGCUGCUGCUGCCACUGAGACAACGCAUGCAACUCAGUCAGCUAGUAAGGCGAGUGCGAGUGAGCCAGAGGUACCGAGUUUUUGGACUGCUUGUCCUUAUUGUUAUAUACUGUAUGAGUAUCCUAAAGCUUAUGAGGAGUGUAUUCUAAGGUGCCAAAGUUGUAGAAGGGCAUUCCAUGCUGUCAUGAUACAAGCACCACCGGUGACAGGGAAAGAUACAUACUUCUGCGGCUGGGGUUUUUUUCCAUUGGGGUUUUCAGGUAAUAAGGUCAAAGGAGGUAAUGGGUUAGGUAAUAAUUGGUCGCCGUUUUCGGCAAUGUUUGCGACUCCAUUCCAAGCUGGUGGUGCUUUUGGUAGUGAUGAUAAAAUGUAUAAUAAACCUAAGCAAAAGGUGAUUUAUAAAGAUGAUGUGUAUAUAGAUAUCUCUGACCAAAGCGAAGAUGAGUCUGAUUCCGGUGACGAGUGGGGUAGAAAUAAGAGAAAGAAAGCAAAAAAUGCCAAGGGGAAAGGAACUCCUAAUAAAAAUGUGAAGAAAUCGCAAAAUGAAAGAGUUAAGAAGGGAGCAGGCGCAGGAGCAGCGGCGGGGGCUGGAAAUAUUCAAAAAGUGGAUGGUGGUGGCGGGGGUAGCGUACCGGAGGAGGUGGUGGAAAAAGGGGAAGGGAGUAGCGGAAAGAAGAAGGCAGCGAAAGAUUUGGGGAAGUUGGAUUUGAAUGUGAUGUUUAGUAAUGAGGUGGAUGAGGCUGCGCCUGGAUCAAGUCAAAAGAAUGGGCCUGGGCACGGAGAGGAGGAUAAUAUUGAAGGGAUUGGGUUUUUUGAGGGUCUUGAUGAGUUUUUGAGUACCUUGCCCAUACUUUCAGUUGUAGGGGAUGAUAAGGUGAAGGCUACCUAA